Messenger RNA from Balaenoptera musculus (blue whale), 3417 nucleotides. RefSeq names its product SH2 domain containing 4A (gene SH2D4A). The record is from RefSeq and is a predicted model, not a curated record. The coding region runs from base 196 to 1548 and encodes 450 amino acids. Gene Ontology annotation, molecular function: phosphatase binding. NCBI's taxonomy places the organism in Eukaryota, Metazoa, Chordata, Mammalia, Artiodactyla, Balaenopteridae. Gene Ontology annotation, cellular component: cytoplasm. The transcript has 9 exons.
CAUGAGUGGCGUUUUGGACCAGGAUGCUUGGUGCCUGGGAACCAGAGCCCGUUUGUUGAAUUACUGUCCCAGCCCCUCAAGUCUCGGGGAAGGUUCUGCGGGGUGCCUCCCAGGGCCAAGCCCAGGUGAAGGCAGCACUGGAAACCAUUUUCCAAGAACUUUUGCCACAGGUGUAAAAGACUCCAGCCUGCAAAGAUGCUGAAACAGAUACUGUCGGAGAUGUACAUAGAUCCUGAUCUGCUGGCAGAGCUCAGCGAAGAACAGAAACAGAUCCUGUUCUUCAAGAUGAGGGAGGAGCAGGUCCGCCGAUGGAAAGAAAGAGAAGCAGCAAUGGAAAAACAGGAGUCCUUGCCAGUGAAACCCAGACCAAAGAAAGACAACGGCAAAUCGGUUCAUUGGAAGCUGGGAGCCGACGAGGAAGUCUGGGUGUGGGUGAUGGGUGAGCACCACCUCGAUAAACCCUACGACGCGCUCUGUGAUGAGACCCUCGCCCAGGGGGCACGGCUGAAGCCGGAGCAGGAGGUGUGGGAGCUCAGAAAAACUCAGUCCAGAGAAUUCACCAGCAGCUUGAAACCAAAGUCACACUCCUCCGAUGUGCGGGCACCAGGUGACCGGGAGCCUCGGAGCGUAUGUGAGAAGGCGGCAGAAGAGGGGGGACACGGGCGUGGCCAUGGGCCAGCUUCACCCCUCGAAGAGGAGAAAACGCCCUUGCCCUCCAGUUCCUCAAGAAAUGUUCACCAAAUGUUGGCAGAUUCUAUCAGUCGUAUGAAGGAAUAUGGAUUUCACCAGAAGAAAGAAUCUGUGAAGAAAACACAAGAUGAAGAAGUAAAACAAAUAGAUGAAGAGAGAACCAAGCAGAUUUAUAAGAGCUGGAAAGAAGAUUCGGAGUGGCAGGCCUCUUUGCGGAAAUCCAAGGCAGCUGAUGAGAGGAGGCGCUCCCUGGCCAAACAAGCGCGGGAGGACUACAAGAGGCUGUCCCAGAGGGGGAGAGGCGGCGAGGGGCCACAGAGCCCCCCUGGUGGCCCCCAGAAACCCCGGAGGCCCCCCCUUCCACCCAAGCCUCAGUUCCUGAGCCCUGCGGGACACCCCUGCAGACCUCUCAGAAACCAGGCAGCGGCGAGGCCGGCGUCCCGCUCGGCCCAGGGGGACAUCGUGCGCUGGUUCCGGGAGGAGCAGCUCCCGCUGCGGGCCGGCUACCUGGGCGCCUCGGACAGCGUCGCCCCGUGGUUCCACGGAAUUCUCACACUACAGAGAGCGAAUGAGCUUCUGAGCACGUGCGUGCCAGGCAGCUUUCUGAUCCGGGUCAGCGAGAGGAUCAAGGGCUACGUCCUGUCCUACCUUUCCAAGGACGGCUGCAAACACUUCCUCAUAGACGCCUCCACGGACUCGUACAGCUUCCUGGGUGCAGACCAGCUACAGCAUGCCAGCCUGGCUGAGCUGGUGGAGUACCACAAGGAAGAGCCCAUCACCUCCCUGGGGAAGGAGCUCCUUCUGUACCCCUGCAGUCAGCAGGAACAGCCGCCCGACUACCAGGAGCUGUUUGAGUGACAGCCUCAUCGUGUCAUCCUGCAGCCGCCAGCUGGGCCGUCCUCUGGACAGACAGACACCAAGAGACAGACACUUGUGUAUGAAGCCACAUCACCCUGCAGCGAGCCGAUCCCGAUCAAGUGAAAGGACCCUUGGGGGUCCCAUGGCGACCUCUCUUCUGCACAAAUGCUGGAGUUUAAUUAACGCUAAGAGGGAAUCACCUCUGCAUUGUACGCACCCCAGCAGUAAAGGGAGAAGAACCCCCAUUUCUGCAGCUCCCGACAUGAAGGCUACAACCCGAGUGAUGUAUGGAAUAAACGAAGAAGAAAUUGGAACCUUUUGGGAGUUAAGGGGCACCCCAAAACCAGAAGUCCUGCAUGGCCUCGGCACUCCCUCUCUGCCUCAUCUCGGAAGGUCUCGGGGUCCUGCUCCUAGGAAGUUCCUCGGCGGCGUCAGGGGCUGGCCAAAGAGCCUGCGCUGGUGGCUGAGCCCACGGCCCCGCACACCUCACUCGCGGUGCGUGUGUGGGCCAGGGUGUGAGACACACAGGGAACACAAGUUGCGGCUGUUGUGAACUGAGUGAGGAGUUUGAAGGUGUAGGACGAGAGCCUUCACAUGUACAGAAAUACGGCAGGGGGUGAGGGGCGCUGUGUGAGGGGUUCCCUGGCUCUGGGGAGCCGGACAGGGCUCCACCCAGGACCUCGCCGAGGAGGGUGAAGCCACAUGCGUGCCUUGGAUAGACAAGGGCGGAAGAGUGAGCUUUUUGGACACCAGGUGUUGUGGGUCGAGUCCCCCAGAGGCAUUGAAGUCCUAAACCCUGCACCUGUGAACGUGGCCUUAUUUGGAAACAGGGUCUUUGCGGAUGUGAUCAAAUUAAGACGAGGUCAGACCAGAUUAGGGCAGGCCCCAAAGCCAACGACUGGUGUUCUUAUAAGGAGAGAGGGGUUGGGAAGUUGAGGUGCGCACGCAGAGGGAAUUGCAGCCAGGGGACAACAGAGGCAGGGCCCCGAGUGCCAAGCCGCAAGCCAGGGGACGCCGGGGGCCGGGGGCGCAGCGUGGAGCAGACUUCCCAGAGCCCUGGAGGGGAGCAUGGCCCUGCGGACACCUCGAUUCCAGACUCCUUGCUUCCAGAACUAUGACAGAAUAAAUGUCUUUUGUCUUAAGCCACCGAGUUUAUGGUAAUUUGUUACGGCAGCCCUAGGAAACUAAUACAGAAGUUUAUGUAAUUGCAGACCCUGAUGUGCAUUGCGUACCUUUGGUGACUGUACAGCCUGCCCGCCUCCUGAGGAAAGGAAGGCGGGAGAUAACUCCCCCCGGCUCUUUGGCUCUGGACGCAGAUUUACUCAGUCAGGCGUCUCAUGCAGUAGCUCCCGGGCCAGCCCAGCAGGGCGACGGCCUCUGGGCGGCCACCAGGAUCAUGCAGGAGGAUGGGGUUUGCUGGUACUCCAGGCUUGACUCCUGUGGCGGCAUUCAUUUAAAGGACGCAUAGGGUUGUAGCAGUCUGUUUGUGAAGUUGUUUGCUGUGCAAGACACACCUGGAGAGUGUAAAAUGUAGCCAGAGAAGAGGGUGGGGUGCACGUAUAUGUGUGAGUGUGCAUGGGUGUAUGUGUGCUUUAAUGAGAAAGUUUUAAAACUGAUCAUUGUUAGGUGUUUCUUGAAAUGUUCUGCGUGGUUUCUGUUGUCUGAGAGACAAUGGUCAGUUGUCUAAGAGAACCUGUCUCUUAGCUUUCAUUUGUAGCAGUAGUUCAGCAGUCAUGACAUUAUAAAAUUGCAGACAUACACAGGGCUGGAAGUCAGAAACUUCUGUUACCGGGCUUCCCUGGUGGCGCAGUGGUAAAGAUUCCACCUGCCAAUGCAGGGGACACGGGUUUGAGCCCUGGUCCGGGAAGA